GGGCACUGGCUGCGGGCACUGGCUGCGUACGGGAGAGUCAAAUACCCCUUUUUAAUAGGAGGAGCCAUAAGUUCUUCUUCUCCAACAAAAGCUCUAAACUCCUUUUUAGGGUUUGACAAAGUUGUGGGGUCUCAGCUGUCUGUACACUGCAGAGCUGCUGCUGCUGCUGCACUCCGCGCCCUCAGCCGCGCCGCCAGCAGCCCCCAACUCGAAGAUGAACUCCGGCGGUUUGGGUGCGAAGACUUGAAAGUCCAAAGCGACCUGGAAAGAGUGGCUUUUGUUUAUGCAGUUGUGGACGCUGUUGCUGAAGCAGUCCAGUACAACAGGCCUGUCGAACGCCCCCUAGUAGAAACCCUCUGCAACUAUUUGGGAGUUGCAGAAAACCCUCAAGACACUCCGAAGCAAACAGGGGGCCCCCUGGGGCCCCUCAUGGGGGCCCCCCAGGGGGCCCCCCAGGGGGCCCCCCAGGGGCCCCUCCGGGGGGCCCCCCAGGGGGCCCCCGACGGGCCCCUCCAGGGGGCCCCCCAGGGGGCCCCCCAGGGGGCCCCCCAGGGGGCCCCCGAGGGGCCCCUACAGGGGCCCCCCCAGGGGGCCCCCUUGGGGGAGAUUUUUAGGGAGGCCCAAGGGAAAGGAGAAAAGGAGGGAAAAGAAAGAGAAGGCGAAGGAGCUGCUGCUGCUGCUGCUGCUGCUGCUGCUGCUGCAGCAGCAGCAGCAGCAGCAGAGCAGCAGCUGCUGGAGGGCCUGGCGAAGUACUUCAAGUUUUCCCUUCGCCGCAAAAAGACUUCUUGCAAAAGUGUUAACAUGCUGGCGGCCACGGGCACGCAGCUGGGUGCGAAGACCUAG
Eimeria necatrix is the source of this 843-nucleotide messenger RNA. RefSeq lists its product as hypothetical. The transcript is spliced from 4 exons. Gene Ontology annotation, biological process: proteolysis. Lineage: Eukaryota; Apicomplexa; Conoidasida; Eucoccidiorida; Eimeriidae. Gene Ontology annotation, molecular function: dipeptidyl-peptidase activity; serine-type exopeptidase activity. The record is from RefSeq and is a predicted model, not a curated record. The annotation marks the transcript as partial.